AUGACUGCUCUGAAUAACCCUUCGGGUCUUUUCCCUGCUGCGUCCCUGCAUCUUUUCACUAGGCAGAAGACAGAAGCACAACUUGAGGAAGAGAAGACAGAAGCACAACUUGAGGAAGAGAAGACAGAAGCACAACUUGAGGAAGAGAAGACAGAAGCACAACUUGAGGAAGAGAAGACAGAAGCACAACUUGAGGAAGAGAAGACAGAAGCACAACUUGAGGAAGAGAAGACAGAAGCACAACUUGAGGAAGAGAAGACAGAAGCACAACUUGAGGAAGAGAAGACAGAAGCACAACUUGAGGAAGAGAAGUCAGAAGCACAACUUGAGGAAGAGAAGUCAGAAGCACAACUUGAGGAAGAGAAGACAGAAGCACAACUUGAGGAAAAGGAAGUCCUGGAGACUACAGGAGCUUUACUUCCAACCUUAGAGACUACAGGAGCUCCACUUCCAACCUUUGAGACUACAGGAGCUCCACUUCCAACCUUAGAGACUACAGGAGCUCCACUUCCAACCUUAGAGACUACAGGAGCUCCACUUCCAACCUUAGAGACUACAGGAGCUCCACUUCCAACCUUAGAGACUACAGGAGCUCCACUUCCAACCUUAGAGAUUACAAGAGCUCCACUUCCAACCUUAGAGAUUACAAGAGCUCCACUUCCAACCUUAGAGACUACAGGAGCUCCACUUCCAACCUUAGAGACUACAAGAGCUCCACUUCCAACCUUAGAGACUACAGGAGCUCUACAUCAAAACAAAAUGUCUACUUUUUCUUUAUUAUCGUCUAUUACCUUGGAGAGAUCACGUGACUGUGAUUGUCUUCAGCUGAGUUCGAACCGUGACACUUGUAUUCCAUAUCCGAAGUCGCAACCACUCAGCCACCUGGCCACUUCAGCAGCGUAA
Biomphalaria glabrata is the source of this 903-nucleotide messenger RNA. RefSeq lists its product as uncharacterized. The record is from RefSeq and is a predicted model, not a curated record. The coding region runs from base 1 to 903 and encodes 300 amino acids. Lineage: Eukaryota; Metazoa; Mollusca; Gastropoda; Planorbidae. The transcript has 3 exons.